Molecule: messenger RNA, 3745 nt
Organism: Polypterus senegalus (gray bichir)
Lineage: Eukaryota; Metazoa; Chordata; Cladistia; Polypteriformes; Polypteridae
Gene: tbx19
Product: T-box transcription factor 19
Exons: 8
Coding region: 105-1391 (428 amino acids)
Biological process (GO): cell fate specification; positive regulation of DNA-templated transcription; regulation of transcription by RNA polymerase II
Cellular component (GO): nucleus
Molecular function (GO): DNA-binding transcription factor activity, RNA polymerase II-specific; RNA polymerase II cis-regulatory region sequence-specific DNA binding
Source: RefSeq, a predicted model, not a curated record
AUUAGGUUGUGACCAAGUGAUUCGAUCCUCUAGGCAGUUUUUGAAGUCAAUCCGACCAAGUGUAAGGCACGGAUCUGGCACCUCGUAUAGGUAUAGAGUCCAUCAUGAACGACCUGAGCAUCGGCAACAAGAAGGGCAGCGACUGCUGCAUCUCCCGCCUCCUAAGUGUGGUGGAGAGUGAGCUCCAAGCAGGACGAGAGAAAGGGGACCCCACUGAGAAGCAACUCAAAGUCAGUUUGGAAGACGCCGAGCUCUGGAGAAAAUUCAAGGAGGUCACCAAUGAAAUGAUCGUUACCAAAAACGGAAGACGGAUGUUUCCAGUGUUGAAGAUCAGCGUUUCAGGCCUUGACCCUAAUGCCAUGUAUUCUUUCCUCCUGGACUUUGCACCAGCAGACAGCCAUCGCUGGAAGUAUGUCAACGGGGAAUGGGUCCCAGCUGGCAAACCUGAUCCUCAGACUCACAGCUGUGUCUAUAUCCACCCUGACUCCCCCAACUUUGGAGCCCACUGGAUGAAAGCACCAGUAUCAUUCAGCAAAGUCAAGCUGACAAACAAGCUCAAUGGAGGAGGACAGAUCAUGCUGAAUUCCCUGCACAAGUAUGAGCCUCAGAUCCACAUUGUGAGAGUUGGAGGAAGUCAUAAAAUGGUCACCAACCUGUCAUUUCCAGAAACCCAGUUUAUUGCAGUCACAGCAUACCAAAAUGAAGAGAUAACAGCCCUGAAGAUCAAGUAUAAUCCUUUUGCAAAAGCAUUCCUGGAUGCAAAAGAAAGAAAUCAUCCCAAAGACAUCUUGGAAACCCCUACUGACAAUCAGCACAUGGGCAUUUCCCAUUUAGGUGGUUGGCUGAUAUCCAACUCUGACGCUUUGUGUGCUCCUGGAAGCCCUGGUUACCAGUACAGCAGUCCCCUGACACUACCGUCCAGGCACUCUCACCACAGCUAUGAACGGUACCCCCCGCUGCGCACCCAUCGCUCUGGCCCCUAUCCAACAUCCUACAUCCACCACAACCACUCCCCAGCACUGACACUGACAGAAUCCACCUCAAACAGCCUACAAGUUUUCACUGGGCAUGACAACUGGACGACCCUGACACCCCCUCCUCAUGCCAGUAUGUUACCAGUCACACCUAGUGCUAGUGGAGGCUCAAGCAGUAGCCAGUAUCCAUGCCUCUGGACAGUCAGCAACUGCACAGUGAAUGGCUCUAAUUCAGCCAGCACCCUGGCCGGGUGUUCUCAGAACCAGAUGCUGCGUGGCUCAGGAAGCCCCACUUCCUCAACUUCAUCCAUUGUUCUCCAGGGAUCCAAUACAGCUGCCUUGGAAGCACCAGAAGAGCACUCUCAUAUUAGACUGGCCAGUUCCACUUGGACUUCUGUACCUUCAAACUCAUUUUGAAAGGCAGGGCAUUCCAAAUGGGGGAAAAGUUUCAGUGGCAACCAGGGAGAGGAUAAGCCCUUUUGUUUGGCCGCACGCUGGUAGCCAUAGAGAACAAGAGACAGAUGUGAUGGGGCUGUAUUAUUUUCUUUCUAGUUGUUAACUAUUUUGAGUGAUUGUUAGACUACCAGCUGUCACCAUUUUACAAAAUUCCUUUUCUGGUAUAAAUACUUGGUACAGAUUGGUGUUAAAUUUUGCAAAGAUUUUCAUGGGAAAACAACAUUCCCUUCUGAAGCAAUGUAUCUAUGAGAGCAUAAUGAAUCAGUGGAUGUCGCUGCAUUUGAUACCUACUUAAGUAUUCCAUUGAUCCAUAGUGUAUGUUGACCAGCUUGAGAAUGCUUCAUGAUGGAGUGUUUGUAAAGGAAAUGGCUCAAAGCAAGCACAUCUGAACCUUUGUCACUGAGAGAAAUGAUAAAACUGUCCAAAUGAUUCAACCACUCUGGUCAGGGAAUUUUACCUUCCACACAAGGCAUUGAGGUACAUUCCUGGCACCGCACACUUUCAGCAUCAUGGUUUAGCUUGCUAAUUGCAGAGAUCUCAGCUUCUUUGUGUAUGCUCCAUGGAGGACAGUGGGUGAUGAGGCCUGGGAAUGAAGCUGAAAACAAUUGAUUGAACUGCAAUUAUCUUCAAGCAGCUUCUCCCAAUAUUUAUGCUCUGACUCCUUCAGGCUUUACCUUUGCUGCAAGACAAAUCCAGACAAAGAGAGAUCUGCGGCACACUUCCUAUAUGGGAUUGUUCUCCCCCUCCAAGUGCCUCUGUAACUGUAUGAAGACAUUCCCAACACUGUGUCAUGCUAAAUGGUAUAUGAAGUACAUACAUGAUUACCAACUUGCAGGUGCCUGGUCUCUUGUCUAGUGUUGUUUCCUUUCUGUGUGCACACACGCUUGCUCUAGUUUCCUCAGCAACUUCCCUUUUUUUUUAGCUCCUGCCCUAAAAGCAAUGUGAAUAAAUGUAUUCUUUUUCUUAAAUUUGACAGUAAUAUGGAUUUUGCUAUGUGGUUUCUGUACAAGUAUGAAUAUUGAAAAUUUUAUUUGUGCUUUUGAACUGUAUUUGCUACAGAGACCAGUGAGUUUUAUUAAAAAGCAAUAAAUGGGUCAUAGGAAAUGUGUUGCCUCUUAAUGUACUUUCUUGAAAUGUGAGGCAUUUUUUUCAGCAGUUCUUGUUUUUUAAACAGGAUGCUGGGAAGUCAUGGGUGCAUCUUCAAACACAGCCCUUUUCAUUUGUGUUGCUUUAAAGUCAUAUUUUUUAAAAUGAAACACCAAUUCCUCUGAGAUGUCUUUAUCGGGCCAGAGGCCUUGUUACACUUAAUUUAAUUCAACCCAGAAACUUCAAUAUUGUGGUCCUACUAGGAUUCAAUGAGGAAACUGCUUCUUUGGUAUAUGUCUACUCUGAACAGUACUGUACAAGCUAGCUUUACAUACAUUUAAGACAUAUUGACUAGCAUUAAGGAAAGACAAUUGAAAAUAAUUAAAUAUCUUUGAAUGUAUCAUUCUACAGUGUCUCAAGUCAACAUGAAUCAAAUGAAAUGUCUCUUUGUAGUGAAGUCAACUUCUUGGAAGUGAAUUUGGUAGAUAUAGUCUGCAGGGACAAUUUAAAACUUGUGUGUCUGAAGGGGGGCUUCAAUUCUUUUAUUUCCUGAAACAUGAUCUUACUCUUGAGAACUCAGCUCUGGUUGUGGUGGUCUGCAGUUAACACAGAUUUUAAUUCCAACCAGCCCUAGCAGAUAAUGAAACUUGGUAUUUAGUUAUGUGGCUUGUUAGUGCUUUCAUUCAUCCAAGACAAAUCUUUUUGUCAUUUUACAUUUUUCAUUUUCUGAGAACAACACUCAUAUAUUUUGUGGCCAAGAACAGAUUUGUGCCUUUUGGUCCUUCCCUUCUGUCUCAUUUAUUUCAAAACAUUGCAUUAACAUAUACACUUCAUGAUGCACACACAUAGGUUUAAAUGUAAACAUGUUAAGUUGGAGAGCUGGUGGUUCUUGUGUCAUUCGCGCUUCACCAUUAUAUGAUGGCUGGUAAAUAAAGGAGGUAACAAGUAAAACCUUAAUGCAUAUGUUUAAAACUAAAAAAAGGCCAUUAAGUGUUCUGAAUCAUAACUGACAAGUUAACUAAAAUUAAACCCCAAACCCAUAUUGUUUUAGUAGUAAAUGAAUCUGUUCUAAUUAAAAAUUUGGUUACAGCAAAAAUCAGCAGUAACUGUGGACCUCCAGGACCAGAGUUGAGUACCCCAGGUCUAAAUGGAUCAUCAACCUUCCUAACUUCAGUUUGGACAUAAUGUAUUCCUAUCAUGUAUAUAUGAUGUUGUCAGACUCUGCUGGA